Brugia malayi is the source of this 1020-nucleotide messenger RNA. RefSeq lists its product as uncharacterized. Gene Ontology annotation, biological process: anatomical structure development; regulation of transcription by RNA polymerase II. The coding region runs from base 1 to 1020 and encodes 339 amino acids. The record is from RefSeq and is a predicted model, not a curated record. The transcript has 8 exons. Gene Ontology annotation, molecular function: RNA polymerase II cis-regulatory region sequence-specific DNA binding; DNA-binding transcription factor activity, RNA polymerase II-specific. Lineage: Eukaryota; Metazoa; Nematoda; Chromadorea; Rhabditida; Onchocercidae.
AUGGGCGAUGGCAAUAAAAAUAUUACUUUUACGAAUAUUAUGGGGCAGGGCCGCAUAAAUCAACUUGGCGGUGUUUUUAUUAAUGGACGACCUUUGCCUCAACAUAUCCGAAUUAAAAUAAUCGAAAUGGCUAGUAAUGGCAUUAAACCCUGCCACAUUAGUCGGCAGCUACGUGUAUCUCAUGGAGCUGUAUCAAAAAUACUGAAUCGAUAUGUCGAAACAGGUUCCGUAUCACCUGGACAAAUCGGAGGUAAUCCACGUUCACGAUUAGCUAUUCAAGCUGUUGAGAAACAUAUUCUGGCAUUAAAAGAAAAGUGUCCUAGUCUAUGUGCAAGUGAACUGCGCUCUUGUCUUAUUGAGCAAGAGAUCUGCUCUGCAGAAAACGCGCCUACCGUAUCUUCCAUCAACAGACAUAUUCGAUCGAAGAAACUCAAUAACUCCAAUGACAAAGAAAGGAAAGUAACAAAGAAAAAUCAGUUAAGUCACAGCAUCGAACAAAUCCUUGGUUUACAGAGUGGUGAAGAUGAUGGCCCAGAAACAUCUGAAGCAAGCUAUUCGGAAGGAGAAGGGUCCGGAGAUAAAAGAAAUGGAAAUGCAUCAGAUAAUGGAAAUUGUGGGAAAAAUGGAAGAGUGCGCCGAAAUAGGACAAGUUUCAGCAGCGAACAACUCGAGAUUAUGGAGGCAGCAUUUAAUACGAACACCUAUCCUGAUCAGGAUGAACGGGAACGGAUUGCAAUAAAAACAGGUCUUAGUGAAGAUAAGAUCAUGACGUGGUUCAGCAAUCGUCGAGCACGUUGUCGGAAGAAUUUUGCCUUUACGGGUACCAAUUCACUUUUAAUUCAAAACGCUGCUCCCAUAUCUGUUAUGCCUCGACCAUCCAUGCGACAGUCUGAAAGUGUACCGUUAUUUUCAUCACAAAUGAAUUUAUUUCCCUAUCCUGUCAGUCCAACAUCACCAGUGAAGUUUCAAGAUCCAUCGACGGCACCGAUUCUUUUUUACCCACAAUAUGCGUCUAUAUGA